Bufo gargarizans (Asiatic toad) is the source of this 3915-nucleotide messenger RNA. Its product is annotated as leucine-rich repeat-containing protein 75A-like. The record is from RefSeq and is a predicted model, not a curated record. Lineage: Eukaryota; Metazoa; Chordata; Amphibia; Anura; Bufonidae.
CUGUGAGUGACAGCAGCAGCUGUAUUAUAAGCUUGACACUUCAGGGCUCCUUUAAGAAGAGACAACUUAGACCUCCGCACCGGGGGCUCCCUGAUCUCAUCUGUUCCAGCAGUGAUGGAUCUACAGGGGCUUUUCCUGGCACAUGCCCAGCAGACCUCUUCCUAGCAUGAGAGUGGCCAGCUCCACACACAGGAAACGCCUUCUCCCUGACACAGCCUCUUCUCGUGUGUAUGGGAAGCGAUGCUGGCUACAGAGAAGCUCCUAGACACCCAAGUCCUACCUGCUGGCUCCUGGGCGUCAGCCACUGGGAAGCCCCCGCCCGCCCCGCUCCUGGUCGGGGGCUCCAAGUUGCUGCAGCCUCCUGGGUUCCUGAGACUUUAAUCGGAUUGCUUCCCAGUGCCAGGCAGUCUGUGCCGAGAGGCUGAGACUUUUGCGUGUCAAAUGAUGUGUCUGUUCUUCCCCCCUCCCCCUGUCAUCACAAAGCCUUCUGCUGCUGCUCAUCCUGGGGCUUCAGAAGGACGCGCAACAGUUUAGUGUGGAGCAGACCCUUGGACUUGGCUGGACACCUCUGACCCGCAUGAGGUCCAGGAGAUCGCCCUCUUGUAGUGUCCUCAGCUCUGGUUCCUGUUCUUCUGGAUGUAAGGUAGAAAGGUCUGCAGCCUGGAAAGGUCUUGGGAGGAAGAAACAGUAGCUAAAGGAGGAAGGGAAAAGGACUCCUGGCUGUGACUACUAGAAACAAUGUUGCAAUUUGGAAUUUCCAGUGUAAACUGUGAGGACUACUGCUGGAUCCUCAUCUCCAGGGAAACCUUGUGAUGCCAUUGCUGGAGUGACUUGCUCAGUGGAUCACUGACCUGUUGCACAUUUGCUUUGUUGUCUGAGCCCACCAGGAUCGUUUCGGAUGCCUUUCCUGAGAGAUCAAUUUUACCAUCAUGGGCACCAAGCAGACCAAGGUCUGCCAGGCUUCCAGUGUUGGAGGGGAAAGCCCUCAACAGCACCUCCCGGGAUCCCGGAGGAGUACUCCUGCCAGGGAGAGAGGGGACUUCUGGUCUUUUGGGGUGAAGUCUGGGGAUAAAUUAUCCAAGAGUGGAUCUUCAAAUCAACCCCCUUAUCACAGGAGGAUCAAGAUGAUCCAAGACAUGAUGAUGCUAUUCAAACAAGGGAGACAUGAGGAAGCCACUGAGCUGCUGAGACAUCUGAGACAGGAUUUGGGCAUGGAGUCAACAUCAUUAGAUGAUGUGCUAUACCGAUAUGCAAGUUUCCGAAACUUGGUAGAUCCCAUCACCCAUGACCUGAUAAUCAGCUUGGCGAGAUAUGUGCACUGCCCUAAACCGGAGGGAGAUUCACUUGGAGCUAUGGAAAAAGUUUGCAGACAACUGACUUAUCACCUCAGCCCUCACUCACAGUGGAAACGUCAAAGUAUUGUGAAGCGGAAGCCGCAGGCCUGCCUAAAAGCAAUUCUAUCAGCAAGACCUCGAGAGAGAAAUUUAGAUCUUUCUGGCUUUUCCCUAACCAUGAAGGACUUGGACCGUGUGAUGCUUUAUCUUCAGCACAAUUCAGAAGAAGUGGAGAAUGUCGAACUCUGUUUUACUGAACUCACAGAUGAAAUGUUCUUAUAUCUUUUGCCUGUCCUCAGUGGCCUUCCACAUCUUACUACUCUGGCACUUAAUGGAAACCGGUUGACAAAAUCCAUCCUGAGAGAAAUCACUGAAGCUUUGAAGGACCUUAAAAAGUUCCCCAGCAUGACCUGGAUUGAUCUUGGCAAUAAUGUGGACAUCUUCUCCCUGCCACAGACUUUUUUAGUUAGCCUCAAGAAACGAUGUCCUAAACAGGGGAAUUUGCCAACUAUUUUAGAAUUUGGAGAGGGACAGUUAAGUGACCUAGAGAAUCAAGACGCAUCUACAGAAACUGAAGAUGAGCAAGUGGUUAGUGGUUUAGAAGAUAAGAGUGUGCAGCCACAAAGUUAACUAGAUGCUUCCUAAUGUGUAAUUACCUUGUAUUUCCAAGUUCUUUAUAAUAUUAUGAAGGUGAGAUGUUAUUGAAUGAUGUCACUAAUGAAGAGCUCCAUCGGCUGACAGAAGACUCUCUACUGUCCGGUCUUCAGACUGUGUAUUAGAUGUUGACUAUUCUCCAAGGAAAUGCAAUUUUGAUUGGUACUUUCUUUAGCUAAACUAUCUGUCAGUAAUUUUGAGCUUCUCCUUGUAUUCAACAAAUUUAUAAAAACCAAAGCUGUCAGAUUCUGAUCAGUUAUCAAUCCAUUCUCUAAAUCACUGGUGUGUUCCUGAUCAUACUUCAAUCUUAUUGCUGGUCAACACUUUUAGGAAUAUUGCAAAUUUUACAUCUUAUAUGCACCCAACUGUCAAUAUUUUUUCAAAAAUACUUUGCCAAAUUCUGAGAGAAAUCAUACUUUGCUUAUUAUAUUGAAAAAUAAGGCUAUGAUGUCAUAUUGAAGGAUACGGGCAACAGAACUAUAUGAAAUACUGAAAAGCCUUCAGUUAUUAGUAACGUUUGUCUUUUGAGGAUAUUCAAGAAAUAACGAUAACUAAUGAUUUCAAAGAGAAAGUAUUAAUACAGUUGGAUUGACCACAUUUUUAAUGAUGGCACACAUGAUUUAGGAAGUCCACCACACCAGUCUUUAUUACAUUCCAUAAACAUCGUGGUAGAUGCACCUUUGCCAAUUUAACAGGGUAUAUUGAUCCUCUUAUAUUUUCUUUCCCAUUCAACAAUGUAUAAUUCCAACAGUGAAAAAAACAUCUGAUUACUAAGGUUCAUGUGACCAAUCUAUACCUCACAUUUUAGAAGCACCAAUACAGGUAUGAAAACAUUGUAUGUGCUGUACUUUUAUAGAGUUUUUAACAGUAUAAAAGUAAGGAUAGAAAUAUUUUUCAGAACCUAAACCUUUUCAUACAUCUGUAAGAAUGUAGAAAACAUAGUAAGUGAAUUAGUUCUCCUCCAAAAGGAAGAAAACUGUCUCUCUAGUGCCACUUAUAGGCAGCUGUGUACUACAUGGUACUAAUGUAGUAAAACUAUCUGCAGGCAAUAGAAGUUUUGACAGAUCAACAUUUGUUGGAAAAUUUAGAUGAGUUGUGACUAAAUUGUCUCAUGGACUAUAAAUACGGAUAUCACAUUGACAGUGCUUUAUUAUGUAUUGCUUGGAACAAUACAAAGAGGCAGCUAUGAAACCUGUUGCAUAGGUUACUAUACAAAUCAUGCUGUAAGCCAGCUACAAAAUAAAGGUGUCACUACAGAGGUAGGGAUAAGUGCAGCCCUAAACUCCACCCCACUCCAUGCCUACUUGCACAGCCCGUCCUAACUGUCGGCGUACAACUUGGCGCCAGUCCCUCGCUUACAUAUGUGCAGGGGCCUAAGAAGAUAACAGAAGUACCGUAACAAAGUCAGACAAGCCAAAGUCAAAGCCAGGAGAUCACACAGGUACACAGGGACUAAUCUGAUAACGAUGUCAAAACACAUUCCGGAGUCUGAAGCCAAGAGGUCACGUCAAUUCCAGGGAGGUCAAAAACAGGGCCGAGGUCAAAAACACACAGAAGGCACAAUACGAAAAUGCUGGUGAGGGUAGCAAGACUAUUCACAGGCAACCUGUGGCCAGCAGGCUGCCUGUUUAAAUAGCAGAACAAGUGGGUCACAUGACGUGGCCAGCAUCACGUGACCCAAGUCCAGCCUAAACCAUCUGAGCGCCGAUAAAUUGCGAUCGACGCUCAGUAACUCUUUCAGCUAGGAGGAUGCCGUUGUCCUCGCUCCUGCACAUAUGCGGGAUGCCGGCGGAACCGCAAGGAGGAAGCACGUCGCUGGCUCCGCAUUACAAAAGGCAAAACCUGGAAUAAUACAGCUAGUAAUGCACAAACUCAUCAUUACUAAGUACUAUGAAUAUCACAUAUGUUUAUGUAAUAUCACAUACUG